Megalops cyprinoides (Indo-Pacific tarpon) is the source of this 1410-nucleotide messenger RNA. It is a transcript of the gene lcp2b, whose product is annotated as lymphocyte cytosolic protein 2b. The transcript has 18 exons. The record is from RefSeq and is a predicted model, not a curated record. The coding region runs from base 22 to 1293 and encodes 423 amino acids. NCBI's taxonomy places the organism in Eukaryota, Metazoa, Chordata, Actinopteri, Elopiformes, Megalopidae. Gene Ontology annotation, biological process: cell surface receptor protein tyrosine kinase signaling pathway; intracellular signal transduction.
GGGUAUUCGAUUUUAAUCACGAUGAGUUUUGACAGCGUCCCUUCCAAGUCAGAGGUCCUGAGCUGGAAUGCGCAUCAUCUGGCCGACUACCUGAAAAAGCUGGAGCUGGCAGGCUGUGACAAAGUUGUCAUGAGAUGCAGCAUGAACGGCUCCAGGUUCCUGAACAUGUCGAACAACGACCUUCAGAAGUUCCCCAAGAUUCACGCUCCAAUGAUAACAAAACUGUGCCAUGAGAUUAACAGGACAGAACAGAAGACAGGAUUCUUCCACAAGAAAUCGGCUCCCAAGCAUCAGCAGCAAGGUUUUGUUCAAGAGGACCAAGGCUGGGACUCAGAGGAGUUUGAACAAAGCGACCAUGACUACGAGAGCCCGGAGUCUGAGAAAGACGACGGCAGCGAGGGCGAUUACGAGUCCCCGACGGAGGACUUGACAGAUGAAGAGGAGGGGGGCGAUGAAUAUGAGCUACCCCCGUCCGAGCCCUCAGACGAAAUACCACGCCACUUCCGCCCUGUCAAGCCUGUAGGCGACGGCGAUUACAUAGAUGCUAUCCAGAGCCGGGAUGACGACCGAGCAAACUCAUGUGAACGCACUGGUCCCCCGCCUCUGCAGCGCCCAGGGCCUGGACCCCCCCUCCCAGCCUUUAGCUCCGCUAGCGUACCCCGGUCUUCCUCACCUAGCUGUGAGCAGAUCUCACAGAGAACCAUCAGACCUUCUGCCACGUCCCCUCCGGCCCCCUCCGGCUCUAUGGCCCCCCGGGUCGAUCGCAGCAAGAAGCCUUCCUUUUCUUUGAAGGCUCCCUGCCCAGGGGGGCAGCCAGGUGGCACUGGUGACAAGUCUCCGAGACCAUCUAGGAGACCCUUUGCACAGGACCACGAAGACAAUCAGUCACCAUGUAAAGACGCAAAGAAACGUCCUACGCACACCCAGCAUUCUGAGAGGAUGGACCCUCAGUGGUAUGUGGGUCAGGCGACACGGGACCAGGCGGACAGUUAUCUAAGACGAGUCAAAAAGGAUGGUACCUUCCUGGUGCGGGACAGCUCAAAAGGCUCAACCACCCAGCCCUACACACUCAUGGUGCUGUACCAGGGAAAGGUCUACAACAUCCAGAUCCGUUACGAUCCUGACCAGAGCGUCUUCUCUCUGGGCACUGGCCUCAAGGGCAACGAGAGCUUCCCGGGGGUGACGGAAAUUGUGCAGCACCACAUGAGGACGCCGCUCCUGCUGAUCAACAGGAACGAGCAGGGGUCCGGGCCGCAGAAGCAGUGCGCGCUCCUGUACCCCGCCAGGCGCUGACCCUCUCUCCCUGACCACACCGCCCUGGAGUACGACCGUGGCACAGCGAGGGGACCGGCAGGGACAGCGUGACGGUGACACACGUACAGGGUGCAGAGAGAAACUGGCACAGAGAGA